GAAAGAAAAAGGCGCGGGGACUUGCCGAGGUCAAUAACAAAGCUUUUCCGGCGCCACCAGCAAACAAGCUUUCCCGAACAAGAACCAAUUCGAUCGGCCGGGGAUCGAUGGAGCCCGAUCCGUCCAAGUCGCCGACGGGGGGAUCUUCGUCGCUCAUCUUCCUGGGCACGGGCUGCUCCGGCACGCUGCCCGACGCACGGUGCCUCCUCAAACCGUCAACGCCGCCCUGCGCCGUCUGCUCCAUGGGCAUCUCCCUCCCGCCGGAGGGGAACCCCAACUACAGGCUCAACACCUCUCUCUUGGUAGACUAUUGCCAUGACGAUGGAACACACAGGUACAUCCUAAUCGACAUCGGCAAGACAUUCAGAGAACAAGUUCUCCGGUGGUUUGUCCACCACAAAGUUCCUUAUGUUGACUCGAUCAUUCUGACUCAUGAGCAUGCAGAUGCUGUAUUAGGCCUUGACGAUGUCUGGGUGGUACAACCAAGAAAUGACCGAAACGAUGUCGAGCAAAUUCCUAUCUUCCUCACGCAAUUCACGAUGGACAGUAUCGCGAGAAGAUUCCCCUACUUGGUGGAGCAGAGGCCAGAGGAUGGCGAUGAAGAUGCCCAAGCCGCGAAAAUCGACUGGAAGAUAGUUCAGGAUGAUGUUGAGAAACCGUUUGUAGCAUCAGCGCUAGAAUUUGUGCCGUUGCCGGUAAUGCACGGAGAAGGGUAUAUUUGUUUAGGCUUCUUAUUUGGGAGGAGAGCCAGAGUUGCAUAUUUAUCUGAUGUCUCAAGAUUUCUACCUAAAACCAAGCAUGCUAUUUCGAAGUCUGGUGCUGGACAAGUUGACCUACUUAUACUAGAAGCAAACUCUUUGCAUGGAGUUGGAGAUUCUUUCAGCACCCAUUUAACUCUGAGUGAGAGUCUUGAUGCUAUCAAGAGGAUCCAUCCAAAAAGAGCUCUGUUGAUUGGAAUGAGGCAUUUUUUUGAGCAUGAGAGAGAAAACCAGAUGUUGGCAGAAUGGUCUAUCAGAGAAGAAAUACCGACACAACUGGCUCAUGACGGCCUGCGAGUCUUCAUUGACAUUUAAUAAGUGCAGAUUGCAGCAUCCCAGGGGCGGCGCCAGGGGUCUUCAUUGGUAUUCAGAUGAAUACCAAUGAUCUGUUUAUGUAUGUGUAUACUGUAGCUAUAUUUACUGUAUAUUGCUGGUAUUCAGAGCAAAAGUAAUUCAAUGAAUACCAAGGACUUGAGUCCUGUCCUGCCGCUGCUACUGCAGCAUCCAUAUAUCUUUUGCUGAUUCAGUGAAGAUCCGAUAUAGCAGUAGUUUCAGCAGUUAUUUUGUGAUCUUUUGUAUCCAAAAGACUUUAAGUUUGAUCAUGUAGAUAUUUAUAAUUAUAUACACUAUAUUCUAUUGUUCAGCAGUUAUAUUGUUCUA
This is a messenger RNA of Triticum aestivum (bread wheat), 1418 nucleotides long. RefSeq names its product putative hydrolase C777.06c. NCBI's taxonomy places the organism in Eukaryota, Viridiplantae, Streptophyta, Magnoliopsida, Poales, Poaceae. The transcript is spliced from 10 exons. Bases 108 to 1073 code for a protein of 321 amino acids. The record is from RefSeq and is a predicted model, not a curated record.